AAAACAUUCAUCAGUGUUGCUCGAGACACAGACGAGGGUAACCUACUCGUCCUGACUUCCAACAUUAUUGAUAUUUGUUAACGGCGCCGCAACAUUUGAAUUCACAGUCUUUAUUUGUAUCAGCCCUUUCCAAACCCGCACAAAGUAACAAUGUCGGCGAUUUACCGAGCAGUGAUCCGUACGGCGGAUAAACUCGUUCCUCCCAAAAUGCAGCCGAUGUGGAACCAUCCCGCAGGUCCAAAGACAGUUUUCUUCUGGGCUCCUUGCUUCAAGUGGGGUCUUGUCAUUGCUGGCCUUGGAGAUCUGACAAGACCAGCUGAAAAGCUGUCAGCUUCACAAUCCUCUGCUCUAGCAGCUACAGGGAUUAUCUGGUCAAGGUAUUCCUUGGUGAUUAUCCCUAAGAACUGGAACCUGUUUAGCGUUAAUAUGUUUGUCGCUGCUACCGGUCUGUACCAACUCUUCCGUAUAUACAACUAUCGAAGGAGUAAAGCAGCAGAAGCUGGUACUGCUUGAGCUCACUGUGGAAAUUAUUUUCCUGUAUAUCCCAUUGCUCACACAGACACUGUGUACUACUAAUCAUUAAAGAAACCAUUAAACAAUUGGUGCUUAGAAUAGUAAGCUGAAUACACUUUUGGACUAGACACUGUAUAUGGGAAUUCAAUGGCAAAACAGCACUAACUAUGUUGUGUAUAUCUGUGUGUAUAUAUAUAUAUUUGCAUCUGUAUAUGUACAGCAAACAUUAAUUUGUUUAUAUGAAAUUUUAGAUACAGAAUAAAUAUGAAAAAUAUUAACAGGCAGUUGUAUUAUUCCUGUGCAUCCACUGUUCUAUAAUGAACCUUGAUUAAUUGUGUGGAUAAAUUAUUUUUGAAGUACAACACUGAAACAUUCUUUUCCCUUGUAGAUAGAAGAUUCUUACAGGUAGAGAUUAAACUAAAAUCAGUGAAGCUGUGUAUAAUGGGUGUGACUAAAGACACCUUCAUGUACAGAACUAUUUUGGUUUUGUAAUCGCAUCUAAAUAUACACUACACAAACUUAAAUUUCACAUGCAUAUUUAACAUAUCAUUUGUUAUUGAUAUAGAUGCCAUAUAAUUCUUGAUAAUUGACAUCACUAAGUGAACAAAUUUGACCUUUUUCCUUUUCUUUUCAAUAUGUGUGAGUAUGAGGAAUAGUAAUAGUAAAUAGUAAUACAUUGUUAAAAAAUACUACAAUGAUGUAUCUGUGAAGAGAAAGGGAUGAAAAGGACCUCCACAACAUGAAAAUAAAGAGAAAAAUAGAGAAGUACAUGAUGAAUGUAAAGAAAUGUAAGUUGAAAUAAUUUAUUAAUUUCCAUGUUCUCUUUUGAGGAGAAUUGAACUAAUAUCCACAUAUUUAAAAAAAAAAGCAAAUUAUAUAUUAACCCCAUGUCACCAGAAAAAUGUGUUCCCUGUAGUACUGUUUUGUGAAAGGUUUAUACAUAAAUGGCUUCACAAGCACUUGGCAACAAAAGAGUCAGCAAGUAGACCUUGUGGCCUCACCUGAUUCACCUUUGAAUUUGUGGAUUUUUUUUUCCCCCCCCUUUUGUUUUAAUACUAAUGCUAUCAAUAUCGAUGCUGUUAUCAUUAUUGUAGACAUUGUAAUUAUCAGAAUGUUAUUGACACUACCAACAAUUUAAAAUACAAGAAUAUAUUUACAAAAAUCAAGGAAAGGGGUAAAUAGGUGAGAUAGGUUGUACCUGUAGUUGGCUCAUUGGUGACUUAGUACUUGAGAAGCCAUAUAUGUGUAGACAAUAAAUAAACAAAAUUCACAGUGGGCAUGCAUUAGGUUAAUGGACUGUGGAUCUUUUCAUGUUAUUUCUACAGUAGACAAAGAACUGCCGAAAGAGAUUUUAUUAUGUAUGUAUAUAAUAUGUGUUGGAAGUUGCUGUAAAGAUUGUAUAUAAUGGUCUAAAACCAUUUGACUUCUGCUAUAUUUGUUACUAAGAAAUAGACACACUGCUUUCUGUAUUUAGAUUUUUAUUACUAAUAAAUAUGACAUAAAUA
This is a messenger RNA of Penaeus monodon (black tiger shrimp), 2018 nucleotides long. RefSeq names its product mitochondrial pyruvate carrier 2-like. Lineage: Eukaryota; Metazoa; Arthropoda; Malacostraca; Decapoda; Penaeidae. Gene Ontology annotation, cellular component: mitochondrial inner membrane. The transcript has 5 exons. Gene Ontology annotation, molecular function: pyruvate transmembrane transporter activity. The record is from RefSeq and is a predicted model, not a curated record. Bases 151 to 513 code for a protein of 120 amino acids. Gene Ontology annotation, biological process: pyruvate import into mitochondria.